AUGAGCCCUUUAUAUGAAAAAAGGAGACAAAUAUUAUGCCGAACCCUCGUGUUUCUAUUUUCCCUUUUUCAUCUUUAUACAGCGUUGGCAAUUCAUCAUGAUUUUAAACGUAAAACAUGGACGAGCCUUCUAUUCGUCGGUUUUAUUGGAUGGAUUCUCUUUGAUAGCGCUGGUGAUUUGAAUCGCCUUCGCCCACUAAUUGCUAUUCUUUUCUAUCUAAUAUUUUGCGUGAUAUUCUCGGCAAAUCCUUCUCGAAUUAAAUGGAGGCCAGUGAUUGGUGGUUUUAUUCUACAAAUCUCUUUCGGACUUCUCGUUCUUCGUUGGCCAUCCGGUCAACGUGGUCUACACUUUAUUUCGAAUAAAAUUGUCGGAUUUCUCGACUUCACUACCGCGGGCACUAUUUUCAAUUUCAAUUUCAUAGCCUCACCACCAAAUAUUUGUGGAAUGGGUUAUGUUUUUUUCUUUACGAGUCUUCAAAUCGUUAUCUAUUUUGCUGUUUUCGUUUCGAUUCUCAAUUAUUUUCGUGUAAUCGAAUUUGUACUCUCAAGAAUUGCGGUGAUGAUGCAGUAUACAAUGGGAACAACAGCUGCCGAAAGUCUCAACGCAGUUGCAUGUAUUUUUGUUGGCCAGACCGAAGCUGCAAUUUUGAUCGGUCCAUCAUUGGGAACAAUGACUGAGAGUGAAAUUCAUUCUGUGAUGACUGCAGGAUUUGCAUGCAUUGCUGGUUCGCUCUUCUCAGCCUACAUUUCUUUUGGGGCACAACCAGCUUAUCUUUUAUCGGCCACUGUAAUGAACGCAACUGUUUCUUUGGGAAUCUCAAAAAUGGUUUAUCCGGAAAUGCAAAAGUCUCGUCAAAAAAGGCGAAUUCUUUCAAAUUCGACACACAGUCACGCAAAUCUGAUUGUUUACAUUGCGCUUCUCGCCUUUCUCAAUGACGCCGUUGGUUAUUUCGGUGAUUUGGUUGGGAUCACAGAUCUUAGUUUUAAUAAGUUACUUGGAUAUCUUUUUUUCCCUUUCGCUUAUUUGAUGGGUGUUUCCGAUGCCGAAAAUCAUGAGAUACAAGUGGAAGAGAGUUUUCGAGUGGCUGAACUAAUGGGAAUCAAAACUUUUCUAAACGAGUUUAUUGCCUAUCAAAAACUCAAGGAAAUGGUUGUAGCGGGUAGUUUGAAAGGAGCAAGAGCUCAAAUGAUUGCCACAUAUGCUUUGUGUGGUUUUUCUAAUAUUUCGAUGAUUGGCAGUCAAUUGGGGAUUCUUGGAAGUUUAUGUCCGUGGAGAAAAGGGAUCUUUGCCAAGGUGGUGGUGAGAGCUCUUUUCAGCGGAUGUAUUUCAUGUUUCAUCACUGCUUCUAUUGCAGAUGAAUUUGUCUUUUUUUGCGUAAUUGAGUUAUUGCAGAAAACGGCGGACCGCAGUGUGCGCUUCAUGAUGAGUGAUUCGGAACGGGAAGGAGCUUUGGAAAAAGGAGGGAAAAAGGGUGGAAAUGGACCAUCACACUCUCUACUUUUCCUUUUAAUUGCUUUGAUUGCCCUUCUAAUCGCUGGUGGUGUCAUUCUUUUCUUUCUUCUCACCGCUUCAUCGAUACAAGGCAGAUCUGGAAAUGAAACGAUUAUUGAAACAGACGGUCUGCGAAAAGAGCCGAUUAUCACUCGACCAAUUGGGAAUCGGAUCACUGAAGGCAACUCUGAGGAACUACCAGAGUAUACCACCAAGAAGUACGACUCAUCAACCCGAACUCCAUCAACCGAUAACGAAGAAAUCAGCAUUGAAAGCUCAACAGGAGAAGAUUGGCAAAGCACAUCCUCUUUUUCAAAUUCAACAGCUUCCCCUUCUCAACUCACCACUACUGUGUCUUCUCUAAAAAAUCCUCUGAAAACUAUUCCUCCAUUUGUUAGUCAGAAGCAAGAGGUCAUUGAUAAAUGUAAUUCACUGGAGAUCGAUGCCAACUCGUGUCCAGUUUCCAUCGCAAAUGCUGACAACAGUGACUUCAACGAAACCGACGUUGUUGACGGUGGAUUUUCGGGUUUCAAGCCUCUUCACUACAAUGUAUCAUUGUUGGUUCGAAGUAUUCAAGAUCUUGAACUAAGUGGAUCUGUUCGUCUUCAUCUCGAAGCUAUCAAUCCAUCAAAUAAGAUUGUACUUCAUAUGGGCGAUGGCUUAAGAUUGGUCAACGAUAAGUCUCUGAAAGUGAUCUCUUGUUCAAAAGAAAAAGUGAUUUGCGUGACGAAUAUCCAUCAUGAUCAUCAGAAAAGUAUUUUGAGAGUCGUGUUGAGCGAAGAGGUUUCAUCUGGAGACAAUAUUCGCAUCGACAUCGAUCAAUUCUACUCAAAAAAUGCAAUCUCAUUGUUUAUGCAACGUCCAGGAUACACAAAGGCUCCAGAAAUGCUCGGCACACAGAUGCAAAUUGGCGGUGCUCGACGCAUUUUCCCCUCUAUCGAUCUUCCAACAUUUAAGAGUCCUUUCAUCCUUUGUGUCAGCCAUCCAUCAACUUUCAACGUUCGCUCAAAUAUGAAAAGGCAAAUCAACGAUGGAGACAGCAUGGACCGUUAUGUUCGUCAUUAUCAUAAAACGUGUUUCGUCCAAACCCUGCCACUUGCCACUCAUCAAAUCGCAUUCGUCGUUUCUCAAAAUGCUUAUUCAAAAGUCUUCAACUCGAGCAGCUUUGAUUUCCCUCAAACUCCCGAUCUUGAAGUCCUUUUCUCACAGGCUGAGAAAAAUAUCAACAAACUUCUUGAAGCAAGAUGGCUUCCGGAUGAAGUGGCCAGAAUGAUCUCAACAAUGCGAGAAUGGACGGGUGUUGGAUAUCCCCUUGAUCGACUUACAAUUGCAUCAGCUCCUCUCAUCGGUCCACAUGGUACAGCCACCGGUGGUCUUGGGCUUAUUAUCCUUCCCGCAACUGCAAUCGAACACGAGAAACAUCUUCGAUCGCACACACAUUUAUUGAGAGCAGUGAUCGGUCAAUGGAUUGGUGGCAUUGUCGGACCUCGAAGCAAUCAUGAUCUCUGCCUUCAGGAGGCAUUGAUCGGAUAUUUGGAAGCCAAAGUGCAUGAAGAUAUCAAGAUUACUCCGAUUGUCAAUCGAACUCGAGUGAAGAGUCUUGCUGAAAUUGAAAAGAGCAAAAAUCUUGAAGCACGAAACACUCGAGCAUUGACUCCAGAACAGACAAUGCAUAUUUGUGGAGAGAAGGGAAUGACUCUUUUCUAUAGUCUUGAUGAGACAUUUGGGCCAAAUACGGUACUUGGAAUGCUUAAGCUCGUUUUCGCUCAACACAGCUUUGAUUAUGCCAGUGCCAAUGACUAUGCGAAAGCUCUUGAGGCUCAAACUCGAUCGAGAACUGCUGGUGAAUUGUUGAAGAAAUGGUUUCGAUCUUCAUCGCCACCAAUUGUUCUUCUAAAAGUUCAAUCAAACGAGAUUAUGGUCACUCAACCCUCAUCGGAUUCCUGGGAAAUGCCAAUUGAAAUCGCUGGUUCAACUGGUGUUCAACUAAUCGAUAUCAAAGGAAAUGAGUCAAUUCCCUAUCAAUCAACAGAUUAUGUGAUUGCUGAUCCGAAAAGAAGAAGUGUCGCCUUUGUUGGAUAUGAUUUGGAAACAUAUUUGCGCUUGAUGAGAUGUUGGGAUGAUUCUCGGUGUCCGGCAAAUAAAGAUGAUCUCAAGGGACUUUUCAAAGAUUUUGGAGCACUUCUCCUCAACAAAUAUAUUAUGGACUCAAAUAAAGCAAAUGGAGGUCGAUGGAAGGAACUUUUCCAAUUUCUCGUCACUCAGAAACUUCUUCAAGGCGAUCAAGCUUGCUGUGCCACCUAUGCAGUCAAUCCUCAAGCACCCACAGAUGGACGAUGCUUCUUUGUGGUGAAAGAUGUGUGCUCGAAAGUGGAUCUUAUCGAAAAAGUUGCUCAUCAA
Mesorhabditis belari is the source of this 3891-nucleotide messenger RNA. The record is from the annotation of a GenBank genome assembly. Lineage: Eukaryota; Metazoa; Nematoda; Chromadorea; Rhabditida; Rhabditidae.